GCCUGCGACUACUUCCACCGGACUGCGCUGCACCUUGCGUCGGCUGAAGGUCACGUUGAGAUAGUCCGGUACCUGCUGUCCAUCAAGGCGAGGGUGGACUGUGUGGACAAGUGGGGAGGGAGUCCUCUGACAGACGCUGUGCGUGCCGGACACGAGCAGAUCCAGAAGCUCCUGCUCGACGCUGGGGCCGGGAGAUCCUCCUCUCAGCCCCGCAACGCUCGUCCUGGGCAGCAGGAGAGUUGGCUGAUCCGGAGGGAGGACGUGAGGAUGGGCAGGAGGCUCGGGGAGGGAGAUCAAGGAGUCGUACUGCAGAGCGAGUGGAGGGGGAUGCCCGUGGUGACUAAGAUCCUCAAGGAUGCAGAGAACGUAGAGCAGCAGCAUGGGUUCCUGCACGAGAUAUCCGUCCUCUCCCGGCUGCGCCACCCCAACCUCGUCCUCUUCCUCGGAGCCUGCCUGGACUGGGACCCCAAGUUCAUCGUCACCGAGUACCUCGAGGGAGGGAGCCUUGAGAGCUUCUUCGAGAGGAAGAGGCUCGAGAACGGCAUGCAAGACUGGCAGCCGACCGUCUCCCAGGUGCUCAUAUGGGCAACGGACCUCGCCCGGGCUCUGUGCUGCCUCCACCAGCUCUCUCCUCCCGUCAUCCACCGAGAUCUGAAGCCUAGCAACCUCCUCCUGACCUCGGAAGGUCACCUCAAGCUCUCCGACUUCGGGCUCAGUCGCGUGCUUGAUAAGGGGAAGAGCGGGGGAAACUACAGAAUGACUGGAACCACGGGCACGAUCCGAUACAUGGCGCCCGAGGUCGUCCGCAGCGACCUCUACAACGAGAAGGCAGACAUCUACAGCUACGGUCUCGUCCUCUGGUUCAUGUGCACGGGGGAGCUCCCCCUC
This is a messenger RNA of Guillardia theta CCMP2712, 888 nucleotides long. RefSeq lists its product as hypothetical. Lineage: Eukaryota; Cryptophyceae; Pyrenomonadales; Geminigeraceae. Gene Ontology annotation, molecular function: protein binding; ATP binding; protein kinase activity. Gene Ontology annotation, biological process: protein phosphorylation. The annotation marks the transcript as partial. The transcript has a single exon. The record is from RefSeq and is a predicted model, not a curated record.